Molecule: messenger RNA, 2800 nt
Organism: Canis lupus familiaris (dog)
Lineage: Eukaryota; Metazoa; Chordata; Mammalia; Carnivora; Canidae
Gene: OLFM4
Product: olfactomedin 4
Exons: 5
Coding region: 57-1541 (494 amino acids)
Biological process (GO): signal transduction
Source: RefSeq, a predicted model, not a curated record
CUAUAAGAAGCCCUGGGCUCUGGGCAGAAGGCAGUGGCUCCAGCUAAGAGCACAAGAUGAGUCCAGGCCUCUUCUGCCUCCUAGGCCUUCCAUUCCUCUUUUGCCAGACCACAGGGAGUUUGUGGACCUCCAGCCCCACCUCCAGCUCUUUCUCUGACUCUGUAUUCAGCUCCAGCAGCAGCUCUCAUCCCGGCCCUGGCUCCGUGUCUCAGUCGCUUUCCAAUUUCACUGGCUUCGAGGAUGACCACGGGACCUGCCAGUGCUCCAUUGUGCUCCCAGACACCACCUUUCCUGUGCAGAGAGUGGAACGCUUGGAACUCACGGCCCACGUUCUCUCCCAGAAGUUCGAGAAAGAGCUUUCUAAAGUGAGGGAAUAUGUCCAAUUAAUCAGCGUGUAUGAAAAAAAGCUCUCCAACCUAACCAUCCGCAUAGAGAUCAUGGAAAAGGAUACCAUUUCUUACACGGAACUGGACUUUGAGCUGAUCAAGAUGGAAGUGAAGGAGAUGGAGAAACUGAUCGUACAGCUGAAGGGCAGUUUUGUCGGAAGCACAGUAAUUGUUGACCAGCUGGAAGUGGAGAUAAGGAAUAUGACUCUCCUGGUAGAGAAGCUGGAGACACUAGACAAAAACAAUGUCCUUGCCAUUCGCCGAGAAAUCCUGGCUCUGAAGACCCGGCUAAAGGAAUGUGAAGCUUCUAAAGGUGACAAUGGUCCAGUCUCCCCACCACCUCCUGCCCCUGGGAGCUGUGGCCAUGGUGGUAUCAUGAAUGUCAGCAAGCCGGCUGUAGUUCAGCUCAACUGGAGAGGGUUUGCCUACAAGUAUGGUGCCUGGGGUCGGGAUUACUCUCCCCAGAAUCCAGAAGGGGGUCUGUAUUGGGUGGCCCCUUUGAAUACAGAUGGAAGAAUUCUGGAAUAUUACAGACUCCACAAGACACUGGAUGAUUUGCUAUUGUACAUAAAUGCCCAAGAUUAUCGGAUUACCUAUGGCCAAGGUGGUGGUACAGUAGUUUAUAACAACUACAUGUAUGUCAACUGGUACAACACUGGGAACAUUGCCAAAAUUAACCUGAAUAACAACAGGGCUGAAGUGACUCAAACUCUCCCUAAUGCCGCCUAUAAUAAUCGCUUUUCAUAUGCUAAUGUUGGUUGGCAAGAUAUUGACUUGGCUGUGGAUGAGCAGGGACUGUGGGUGAUUUAUUCAACUGAAGCCAGCACUGGUAACAUGGUGAUUAGUAAACUCAACGACACCACACUCGUGGUGCUAAACACUUGGUACACCAGGCAGUAUAAACCAUCUGCUUCUAAUGCCUUCAUGAUAUGUGGGGUUCUGUAUGCCACCCGCACUCUGAACACCAAAGCAGAAGAGAUUUUCUACUACUAUGACACAAACACAGGGAGAGAAGGCCGACUAGCCAUUACAAUGCAGAAGAUGCAGGAAAGAGUGCAGAGCAUUAACUACCACCCUAUUGAACAGAAACUUUUUGUUUAUAACGAUGGUUACCUUCUGAACUAUGAUCUGAUCUUUAACCAGAAACCCAAGUAAAUGUGUUAGGGUGAGAGAGGAAGAGAAUGUUCUUUGAAAAAAUGGUCUUUUCCACUUAUUUAGCUAUCUGCGAGUGGUGGUGGGGUGGUGGGAUUUGGAAGUGUGCUUAUUUGGGAGCAUAGUUCUAUCACGCUCUGGAGACAUAGGAUAUCUGCCCUGAUUUGAUGAGUUCUUUUGGAAGCUGCCUGCCUCCAGAGAUGCAUUUCCCUAGUGAAAAGAAGGUUCUUUCAGGGUGGAUGGGAUUGUGGAGGUUUAGGGGUAUUAUGCGUCCCAGGAAGGUGUCAGUGGUCCAAGCAGCAUCUGGAAAUUAAGGGCUUUGGGGAUUCUUUGUACCAAUGUGUCUCAAUGACCAGUUCUCCCCCAUGUAGCCAGGCUAAUUCAUCCAUACUUGAAAGAAGCCUGGGCUUAAUUAGGCAGGCUAUUAUCUGAAGCUCCUCGAGGGAUCAAAUCUUCGUCUUUGUUUUUCUUACUAGCACCUGAAACAAUGUUUUAUAUGAAGCAGAUUAGUAAAUUUAGCAUGCUUAUAUGAUAUCUGUAAAGUGCUGAGAGUUUUCUGAAGAAAGGCUCUUUUAUGCAUUAAAUUGUACAUUGUAAAUCGGUCCCAGAUGGACCCGCAGAUAAGGCACUUGAUUUUUCUUUGCUCCCUCUGUCCACCUAUAUAAGAGUCAGUAGAGCCCUCCUACCUUAUAACUUUAUUCCAAGGCAGCUCAUAAGAUUAGAACCAAACUUACCAACUGAUUCCCACCGUCCCCCCCGGUCUCCUUGUUUCCUACCUCCUGCUUUUAAUGAAAACUAACCAGUUUUUUAAAUGGAGUGGAUACAAGAAAGACAGAAUUACAAAUACAAAUUUUUUGUCUCUUCAUGAAAUUUCACUUCCAUGACUCUAAGGCCAAAGGAAGAUCAGAUGACAGAUAAUAUAAUAGCAAAUGUGGUUAUAUGAUAAAGCCCUUGGAGCAUAUGUGAUACUUGAAUUGUAUCAAUUGUUUCAUGCAGUUUUUAUCUUUGUUUAAGCCUGAAAGCUGUGAGAAAAUAGUUUUUUUUCGGGGAAGAAAUAUUUUAAAAACUAUUGUUAGUGUCUAGUAAAUCAGUGCAGUUUGAAAACCCUGCAGGUUUCUGUGCUUCUGUACUUUUGGGUGGCUUUGUCAUCUGGUCUUGGUCUCUUUCCCUUUGUUGUUCAGAGUCAUAGUCUAUAGGAUUGGCUCCUUCAAUGCUGUAAUUAUCCCCUUUUAAUGAAUGAUUAAAUUGUGUUUUGAUAAAAA